GCUUCGCUUGCUCGGCUUUCGUGUUCUUGCUUUGCCAUUGAUUAUCAUAGUUUGCCAACACAAUUUCUUUCCCUCAAUCUUAUUUCUUGUAUUUAAAACCUAUUUUAAAACAUAAUGUCCAUGGACGCUGAAGAUCAAGUUGUAGAACCGGCACUGGGAAUUGAUGAAGAUGAUGAUAUUUCAAUUUUUCAAGAUAUCGAUCAGCUGCAAAACCAUGGCAUCAAUAUAGCUGAUAUAAAGAAGCUGAAACAAGCUGGUAUUAAUACAAUAAAGGGAAUUCAGAUGACAACAAGAAAGAAACUGUGUAACAUUAAAGGAAUAUCAGAAGCUAAGAUGGAAAAAAUCAAGGAGGCCUCGGCUAAAUUAGCUGUAACAGGAUUUUCUACUGCACUAGAAUAUGCUGAAAAAAGAAGACAGGUUUUUAAAGUAUCUACAGGCAGUCAAGAAUUAGAUAAACUACUAGGAGGUGGAAUGGAAAGUAUGGCAAUUACGGAAGCAUUUGGUGAAUUCAGAACAGGAAAAACACAAAUAUCUCAUACAUUAUGUGUGACUGCACAAAUACCCGGCAAUAAUGGCUACUCUGGAGGAAAAGUUGUAUUUAUUGACACAGAGAAUACAUUUCGUCCAGAUAGAUUAAAAGAUAUAGCAGAUAGAUUUAACUUAGAUCAAAGUGCAGUACUGGAUAAUGUUUUAUAUGCAAGAGCUUAUACAAGUGAACAUCAAUAUGAAUUACUUGAUUUUGUUGCUGCCAAAUUUUAUGAAGAACCUGGAGUUUUUAAAUUAUUGAUUGUAGACUCUAUUAUGGCAUUAUUCAGAGUGGAUUUUAGUGGAAGAGGUGAACUGGCUGAUAGACAACAAAAACUUGCACAGCUUUUAUCCAGAUUACAAAAAAUUGCUGAAGAAUACAAUGUUUCUGUUUUUGUCACAAAUCAGAUGACUUCAGAUCCAGGAGCAGGAAUGUCAUUCCAAGCUGAUCCCAAGAAACCUAUUGGUGGUCACAUCUUAGCACAUGCUUCAACAGUACGGGUUAGUUUAAGAAAAGGGAGAGGAGAAAAUAGAAUUGCUAAAAUAUAUGAUAGCCCUGAUCUACCAGAGAAUGAAGCAACAUUUGCUAUAAGUACUGGAGGAAUUAUUGAUGCCAAAGAAUAAAGAUGUGGUUAAUUCAUCAGUUAUCAUUGCAUCCUUGAAGAAAUCCCAUUAAUUUUAUGCA
This is a messenger RNA of Patella vulgata (common limpet), 1210 nucleotides long. Its product is annotated as meiotic recombination protein DMC1/LIM15 homolog. The record is from RefSeq and is a predicted model, not a curated record. The transcript is spliced from 13 exons. Gene Ontology annotation, cellular component: nucleus; condensed nuclear chromosome. Gene Ontology annotation, biological process: chromosome organization involved in meiotic cell cycle; DNA repair; DNA strand invasion. NCBI's taxonomy places the organism in Eukaryota, Metazoa, Mollusca, Gastropoda, Patellidae. The coding region runs from base 115 to 1149 and encodes 344 amino acids. Gene Ontology annotation, molecular function: ATP-dependent DNA damage sensor activity; single-stranded DNA binding; DNA strand exchange activity.